UGACUCGUCCGACUCACUAUAUUCUCUCUCUCUCUCUCUCUCUCUCUCUCUCUCUCUCUCUCUCUCUCUCUAAUCCGUCUAUAUAUCUCUCUCUGCAUUCCUCUCCUCUCUCCAAUCCUCUCAUCCCAUCUCUCUGGUAUCUGCUAACCUACGCACCCGCCAUGGGUUUCUCACUAGUCGAGGGUUUCUCCAAAUCGCUUGCCAUGACAGUACUCUCUGAGAUUGGAGACAAGACAUUCUUUGCUGCAGCGAUCUUGGCAAUGCGGCAUCCACGUAGACUAGUCUUAUCAGGCUGCUUGUCAGCUUUGACUGUGAUGACGAUUCUCUCUGUUCUUGUCGGCUGGGCUACACCAAAUCUGAUUUCUCGCAAAUGGACUCAUCACAUGACAACAUUGUUGUUCUUUGGAUUUGGGCUUUGGUCUUUAUGGGAAGGAUUCACGGAAGAAGGGGAUGCUGAAGAGUUGGCUGAAGUCGAAGCAAAAUUGGAUGCUGAUUUGAAGUCCAAUAAUGGUGCAAACAAGGCAGGUUCCAAGGCAGAUGAUGAAUUGAAAAAACUUCAAAGACCAUUUCUAGCCCAAUUUUUCUCGCCCAUCUUUCUGAAGGCAUUUUCGAUUACAUUCUUUGGGGAGUGGGGUGACAAGAGUCAGAUAGCGACAAUUGGUUUGGCAGCAGACCAGAACCCCUAUGGUGUGGUUCUUGGUGGAAUCAUAGGACAAGCAUUGUGCACAAUAGCAGCUGUUCUGGGAGGAAAAAGCUUGGCAUCCCAAAUAUCUGAGAAAAUGGUUGCACUCUCUGGCGGGAUCCUUUUCUUAGUUUUUGGUGUCCAAUCAUUUCUUUCAACAGUUGAAGAGUAAUAAUGUCUCUGUUCUUUCAUGUUCAGUCAACGUGCAGGAUAAAUGCUUGUUAUAUUUUCUUGCUCUGCACUGCAUCAGGGCAUUUUGCUCUCCCUCCCUUCCCAUCUUGCCCUUUCUGUAGUUGUAGGGGCUGUCGAAGCUGACAGCAUUGGACGAACAAAGGGGUUGAAAGCAGCUGGUUGAUGCUCGGCAGAUGAAAACAGACCAUUGAUAUAUUUUAUAGAAUUAUAGUGUUUAUGAAAAUUUUCAGCAUUCUCAGGUUGGGAA
Magnolia sinica is the source of this 1121-nucleotide messenger RNA. RefSeq names its product GDT1-like protein 5. Gene Ontology annotation, cellular component: Golgi apparatus. Bases 162 to 854 code for a protein of 230 amino acids. The record is from RefSeq and is a predicted model, not a curated record. The transcript is spliced from 12 exons. Gene Ontology annotation, biological process: manganese ion transmembrane transport; calcium ion transmembrane transport; Golgi calcium ion homeostasis. Lineage: Eukaryota; Viridiplantae; Streptophyta; Magnoliopsida; Magnoliales; Magnoliaceae. Gene Ontology annotation, molecular function: manganese ion transmembrane transporter activity; calcium ion transmembrane transporter activity.